AUGGUUGGCAUGUCGGUGGUUCCGGUUUCAGCUUGGGCCGUUUGUGCGUCUCUCCGAUGGUGGUCUUGCGGCGUGUCUCAUCAUUCCGUCGCGAGUGCCGAAGCUCGAGCAGGAUUGCGCCAUUUUGUCAGCACCUUUCUUCACCCAAGUGUUUGUGCCAUGAUGUUCCGCCGUGCCAGUCCUGCCACGGUUCUUGUGGCCGUAGGCCUCGCUCUCGGGGGUUGCUUUGCGUGGCCGCUGGUGCUGCCAGCAACUUUCGUUGCCGCUGAAUCUGCCCUGCUGUGCAAGCAGGCAGCUGGCCAAACACUGCGAAGCACUUCCAGGAUGUCGAGGCUUCGCACGAAAGCAGCCCCUUUGCUGACUCUAUCCGCUGGGGGCCUUGGUCACUGGCGUGCAGCCGUCGGUGGGCUGGCGAGUCUGGGCUCCGUGCUCGGCUUGGUUCUCGGCUUGAGGUUGAAGCGGCCUGCUAGAAAGAACAUGGAGAAGACCCAGCCGACGAGCGCUCGCACAGGCAUUUGCGGACAGUGCUUGCUUGGUGAGGAGAGCCAGAUCGGGUCGAAAGCUCAGAAAGUUGUGCGGGCGGGCCUGCAGAAGGAGCAUCUCACUGAGGACGCGGUUUUUGUGCUGCUCACCAAGGAGUACAACCAGCAGCUAAGCAAGGGAGGACGAGAGUUCCGUGAGCUCCGAGGAAAGCUCAGGGCAGCCGCCCCAAGCUACGAGAAGUUGGUCGUGUUGGUGCUUGAUCCGGAGCUCAAAGACACCAGCAGUUGGUCGCCAUGUCUACCAGCAUAUCUGCAAGACCGUUGGGUGGACUUGUCUGGUCUGGACUGGGAGAAGCCGGAGCGGACACUUCGUGCUAGUGAGGAUCUCGUCGGAGGCAUCCAGUUUGCGAAGCAUCUGCUGAAAACCGCUCUGGAGGCGGAGACGGGCAUGAAACGGGUGCUUUUUGUUGGUCCUACUGGAGCCGGGAAGUCGCUGGGCGCCGGCGCUGUUCUUGGGAAUUACAAGGCCUUUCAGGCAAGCGCUGGCGCAGCCAGCAAGACGAAAGGGAUCCAGACUGCAAAGAGUUUGGUGCACAAGGUGGAGUUGACGGACUCUGAGGGCGUCGGAGACACCAGCAUCACGGACAUUUGGAGCUUUCUGCGAGGAAGCAAGUCCCUGAUUGACAGCCUGCUCAAGCUCAUGAAAGAAACUCCUAAAGGCUUCCACAUGGUCGCUUACGUUGCAAGGAUGGGGAGGUUCGGCGUGCUAGAUGCGAAGAUCGCCAGCUUUCUCAAGGAAUAUGUGUUCGUUUCUGAGUCGAUGAAUGUCUGUCUCAUCAUCACACAUGCCAGUGAACUGUUGCCGAUGUCGGAGGAGGAGAAAGCAGCGUGGUUGCAGAAGCAGGUAGAGGAGAACCAGCUCUUCUCUAAGCUCUACGACGUCGUUGACAGGGAUCCUCAAAGGGUCGUCUUCGUCAACAACGUGGAACCCAACAGCGCAUGCCGAGCAGCCAGGAAAAAGGCUGAUCGCGAGGGCGGUUGGUUCGACAGCGUUUCUGAGGAGCAGGUUUGGCAGAGCACAGUGGAUGAGAAUGAAUACGGCAUGCUUCGCCUUCGCGAGAUGAUUCGAGAAGCUGACAAGCCUGCCAAGCCAUCGUCUGAAGCCAUCCGGAAGCUGAUGUCUCAGAUGGCACAGGCAGCGGUUGAAGAAGUGAACCCCGCAAAACGUAUAGGAGAUCUCUUGCAAGACAUCAGCAAGGAGCAGAAGUUGCGCAGCGAUGCAGAAGCCAGGGCACAGGCCAAUGCGACAUCAGGGAGUUCAGGAUCAAGCAGUGAUAGUGACGGGUGCUUCGGUGGCGACUGUGAGGUGGUCGUGAAGGGGCGUGGGACCGUCCUUAUGUCCGAGUUGGCGUGUGGGGAUGUCGUGCUGGGCGAGGGAGGGUGGUGCAGAGUUGUCACUUGGCUUCAUCGCUGCCCCAUGGAGACUUGCAAGAUGUGGAUGAUAUCCACAACGACGGGAGUAGUCCAUGCCACAGGUGAUCACUUGAUCUUCCUCCAGGAUGGCUCUGCCAUGCCUGCUCGCCAACUGAGAGUUUCCCAGCAGCUGGCCACCACCCUCGGUCCGGGUGUUGUGCUGCGCAUUGAACAGUAUGAUGCUCUGGGAUAUUAUGCACCUCUCACAGACACCGGCCGCAUCGUGAUCUCCGGAACGGUAUGUUCGUGCUACGUGCAAAACAGAUUUGGCUUCUCCCACGAUGUGAUGCAUGCAGCUAUGCUGCCGCUGCGUUUGGCAUCGGCCGGCAUGCUGCGGACACACUCGCAUGUGCAAUCACCCCAAACCGGCCUGCAUUGGUACGCUGAGUGGCUGGUCCGUGUAUGUGAAUUCGCAUGCAGGUUGAACUCGAGAGUUGGUUUGCUCCCUCCACUGUGCCGGCCCGGUAUUCAAUCUUGA
This is a messenger RNA of Symbiodinium sp. CCMP2592, 2433 nucleotides long. Lineage: Eukaryota; Dinophyceae; Suessiales; Symbiodiniaceae. The record is from the annotation of a GenBank genome assembly.